This is a messenger RNA of Plenodomus lingam JN3, 2319 nucleotides long. The record is from RefSeq and is a predicted model, not a curated record. Lineage: Eukaryota; Fungi; Ascomycota; Dothideomycetes; Pleosporales; Leptosphaeriaceae.
AUGGCCGACUUCGAGGCAUUGAAGGAUCAAUGGAGCGAGAUCGAGGACAGAGAUGGCAUCCGCCUCAGCUGGAACACGUUUCCUAGCUCACGCAUGGAAGCGUCGCGCCUUGUUGUACCCAUUGGCGCCCUGUAUACACCCUUGAAGGAGAAGACGGAUACUCCUCUACUUCAGUAUGCGCCUGUUGCUUGUCGGCCGCCCUGCAAGGCUGUCCUCAAUCCUUUCUGCCAGGUUGAUAUGCGCGCCCGCGUGUGGAUAUGUCCCUUUUGUCUCCAGCGCAACAACCUGCCACCGCACUACAAGGACAUCUCAGCAGAACAGAUACCCCCGGAACUGCACCCUAACAGCACCACCAUCGAAUACCGACUGCCCCAGCCAGUUCAGACCCCACCCAUCUUCAUCUUUGUUGUAGAUACCUGCCAGGAGGAGGACAGCUUGAAGGCGCUUAAGGACUCCAUCAUCAUGAGCCUGAGCCUGCUCCCACAGUAUGCGUUGGUUGGUCUGGUCACAUUUGGCACUAUGACGCAAGUCCACGAGCUUGGCUACACUGAAUGCGCCAAGUCAUACGUCUUCCGCGGCAGCAAGGACUACUCCACCAAGCAAGUCCAGGAUAUGCUUGGCUUGGGACAACUAGGUGCUCGUCCAAAUGUUCAGCAGCAGCCUGGACGGCCUCCAGUUGUGCCCCCAGGGGGGGCCGGCGCCCGCUUCAUUCUCCCUGUGUCACAAUGCGAAUUCCAGUUGACCAAUGCUCUCGAGCAGCUGCAGAGGGACCCCUGGCCAGUUGCGAAUGAUAAACGUCCCCUGAGGUGUACUGGUGUUGCAUUGAGUGUAGCGGCAGGGCUUCUGGAAGUGCCUCCAUUCGUGAACACGGGAGCGCGCAUCAUGCUGUUCAGCGGUGGUCCAGCCACAGAAGGUCCCGGCAUGGUAGUCGGGCCUGAGCUACGAGAGCCCAUGCGCUCGCACCAUGAUAUCGAUCGCGACAACAUUAAAUACUACAAGAAGGCUCUGAAAUUCUACGAAGGCCUCGCGAAGCGCGUUUCGCACAAUGGGCAUAUUGUUGAUAUAUUCGCCGGAUGCCUCGAUCAAGUUGGUCUACUCGAGAUGAGGGGCCUUGCCAACACAACCGGUGGACAUAUGAUCCUGACCGACAGUUUUACAUCGUCCAUGUACAAGCAGUCAUUCGCACGAGUCUUCAACAAGGAUGCUGAGGACAACUUGCUCAUGGCUUUUAACGCGAACCUUGAGGUUCUCACGACCAAGGAGCUAAAGGUCACUGGUCUCAUCGGCCACGCCGUAUCACUUAACAAAAAGUCGGUUUCAGUCGGCGAGACUGAAUGUGGUAUUGGAAACACAUGCGCAUGGAAGAUGUGCGGUAUCGACCCUGAGUCGUCCUACGGUAUCUACUUCGAGAUCGCCAGCCAGGGUGGGCCAAACCAAAUGCAGGCGGGCCCUCAAAAGGCGAUGAUGCAAUUCCUUACAUAUUACCAACACGCCGCUGGUCAAUACCAUCUUCGAGUUACCACCGUCGCUCGGAACCUGAGUGGGCCAUCAGGCGACCCUGCUAUCGCCCAAUCGUUCGAUCAAGAAGCUGCUGCUGUGCUCAUGUCAAGAAUAGCAGUCUUCAAGGCCGAGGUUGAUGAUGGUCCAGACGUUCUGCGAUGGGUCGAUCGAAUGCUUAUCCGUCUGUGCUCUCGCUUUGCAGAAUAUAGGAAAGAUGAUCCACUCGAGAAGAACUUCACACUGUACCCACAGUUCAUGUUCCAUCUUCGACGAUCGCAGUUCCUACAAGUCUUCAAUAAUUCACCAGAUGAAACUGCAUUCUAUCGACAUGUACUCAACCAUGAGGACGUGAGCAAUUCUCUCAUUAUGAUUCAGCCAACACUCGACAGCUACGGCUUCGAUCACGAGGGCGGGCAACCUGUUCUACUAGAUUCGAGCUCCAUUCAGCCCGAGACCGUCCUACUCCUCGAUACGUUCUUCCACAUUCUCAUCUUCCAUGGAGAAACUAUGGCUGAAUGGCGAAAGGCUGGUUACCAAGAGCAGGAGGGGUACGAAAACUUCCGAGCGCUCCUGGAAGCCCCAAAGGAGGACGCCAAGGAACUCAUUCAGGACCGCUUCCCACUGCCGCGUUUCAUUGUGUGCGAUGCUGGUGGUUCACAGGCACGUUUCUUGCUUUCCAAGCUCAACCCUUCGACAACGCACACUACAGGCAGCUAUGGUGGUGUAGCUCAGACCGCGCAGACUAUCUUUACCGAUGACGUCAGUCUGCAAACGUUCAUGGACCACUUGAUGAAACUGGCUGUUUCAGGCACUAGCUAG